AUGACACCGGGGAAACCGAGCUAUAUCUGCGAGAUUUGCAACGCUGGAUAUUCACGGGCGGAGUUUCUGCGCAGGCAUAAGAGAUCAGUGCACCAGAAAGAGGCGGGUAAAACUUUUCAUUGCUUGCAUUGCGACAAGUCGUUUGCGAGGAGUGACGUACUCAGCCGACAUCGGAGAAGGUGUCACACAGAGCAAGGUGGAGGUGGUAGCAGCAGCAAAGCCAGUGCCAGCGCCAGUGCCAGUGAUAGUGACAUGGACAAUACCAGCGAUGCUGAAUUAGUGCAUAAACUGCCAAUAAAUAGCAGCAACAGCGGCAACGGUGAAUUGACGAAUCAAAUUAAUAUAUUUGAUUCGAUUGGUAGUUUGAUUGGUGCAGAUUAUAGUGCAGAUUAUAGUGCAGAUUAUGGUGCAGAUUAUGGCGCAAAUUAUGGUUCAGAUUAUAACACAUACAGCCAACACAACGAAUACAAUAACACCCUCAAUCACCUCCUCAACAACCCAAAUCUCGACACACUCGCCCCAGAGAAGGCAAUCCGCAGAAUUGAAUUCCAAGACGUCACCACUGCAUCAGGAGCCUCUUACAAUCCAACACACAACGACGCAAACGACAGAUUUUUCAUCCCACAAGAACGUUUCGCUGGCCCUUACAGCAUUGCUCACUGGGGCUUGCCACCCCUCAACCACCUUUCUGUUCUGUGCGCAAACGCCCUACAAACUACAAACGUACACCUUCCCCUAAUGCACCUCCCCUCCUUCAAGCUAUCAGAUACAAGUGUAUGCGUUGCUUUUGCUUUGUGUAGCACUGGCGGUAACAGUCCUAAACCCUUCAACAAACUGCACUCCUUCGACAACUCCUCCCUCACUGACGCUGAACUCUACUCAAAACCAGGUGCCUCAGCUGCUGAACAGACUGGUAUCAUUAGAGAGGUCGUCAGGCACGAGAAGCUGGCAAUGAUUCACGGCAGCUUAUCCAACAAGUCAAGUAAAACCUCUCAAUCCGAUUUCAUUGGUUUGAUUAUGGCUUUGCUCAUUUACUACGCCCCUGUUAUCUUAGAGGAGGACGCUGCUAGCAGUAUUUGGGAUGGUAUUAAUGGUGGUUUUGGUUUUAUUUGCGAGGCUAUGAGAUCUUCCGGUCUCCUCCAAACCUCUGCCACAUGGCUAAACCCCGAAAAACCCAAGCUCACCUAUCUCGGUGAGCGUUCAAAAGCUUCCGUCUACAUGGCCUGGAAGAAUUGGGUAAAAGAUGAGCAAAAACGGAGGGCUAUUUUCAUCAUAUACCUUGCUGACCUGCUGGGCGGGAUAGCGCAAGGCAAGCCACCUACUUUGCGGGUAGACGAGAUGAGUAACGUCCCUCUACCUGCCAACGAAAAGCUGUGGGCUGCACCCACUGCCCAAGCCUGGGCAAGUCUGAUAGAUGCCUCCACACGCACACCUACGCACGGUGAAAUGAUGUUCUGUAUAUUCAACCAACUCGAUGACUCCCAAUUCAGUCAGGAACUUGGUCCAUUUGCGCGCAAUAUCCUCAUUUCUUCCAUCCUCAGAGGUCUUUUAGAUAUAGGUCUCGUCGAUGGCGGUAGCGUGGGUAGAUGUUAUUUACAAGGUCUCGAUCAGUCUUCGACCAUAUUUGCUUUCAGAAACGCUCUUAUUGCCUGGAGGAGGGGAUACGAUUUCGACAUACUCUGUCAGAAACAAUCUACUUAUGAAGAUCAAGUGUCGUUUCAGCGACAAUCUACUCUCUUCUCAACCAACUCGAAAAGUAACAUGGGUAGCCGUAGUAAUAGCUAUAGUAAUAGCAACAGUAAUAGCAAUAACAGCAACCCAGACUCCACUCACACAUCCACAUCCACAACCUCGGGUAGUCCUCCAACGAGCUUCGAUCCAUCACCGACGAAAGACCACUACAUGGGCGUCGGCGUUGGCAGUAAUGGUACUACAACUACAAAUACAACUACACCUACAACUACAACUACACCAAUUGAAAAUGAGAAAAGACCUCCAUUCGUCAGUGAACCACUACCUUUCUUUUGGAUGGCGCAGCUGCUGCUCAAUAUUAUAUCUCCUGAAACUUCCCUCUUUUUCAACUUUGUCACUCCCCCUCAGCAGACUUGCUACAAUGUUCCUAGGUCUGGACGAAUUGGGAUGCAGGAUAAAAUAAAGAAUAUGGAUCUCAAAGGUAUGCUUAUUGCGUCGCGGACAUUUGCAAGAAUGCAAGAGGGUAUGAAUAGCGGGAGUGUUGGUGGUAGUGGCAGUGGGAGUGGCAGUGGGAGUUUUGACAGUGUAUAUUAG
Messenger RNA from Wallemia ichthyophaga EXF-994, 2286 nucleotides. RefSeq names its product Zinc finger protein. NCBI's taxonomy places the organism in Eukaryota, Fungi, Basidiomycota, Wallemiomycetes, Wallemiales, Wallemiaceae. Gene Ontology annotation, cellular component: chromatin. Gene Ontology annotation, molecular function: DNA-binding transcription factor activity, RNA polymerase II-specific; RNA polymerase II cis-regulatory region sequence-specific DNA binding; zinc ion binding. Gene Ontology annotation, biological process: regulation of transcription by RNA polymerase II; DNA-templated transcription. The record is from RefSeq and is a predicted model, not a curated record. The transcript is spliced from 4 exons. Bases 1 to 2286 code for a protein of 761 amino acids.